This is a messenger RNA of Menidia menidia (Atlantic silverside), 1257 nucleotides long. The record is from the annotation of a GenBank genome assembly. NCBI's taxonomy places the organism in Eukaryota, Metazoa, Chordata, Actinopteri, Atheriniformes, Atherinopsidae.
GCAUUUGACGAUGCUGUGGAGGAAAGAGUGAUCAAUGAAGAGUACAAAAUUUGGAAGAAGAACACCCCUUUCCUCUAUGACCUGGUUAUGACUCACGCCCUGGAGUGGCCCAGUCUUACAGCUCAGUGGCUGCCAGAUGUCACCAGGCCUGAGGGAAAGGACUACAGCGUGCACAGACUGGUUCUCGGGACCCACACUUCCGAUGAGCAGAAUCACCUAGUGAUCGCCAGCGUUCAGCUCCCAAAUGAUGACGCCCAGUUUGAUGCCUCUCACUAUGACAGUGAGAAAGGCGAAUUUGGAGGCUUUGGCUCUGUAAGUGGAAAGAUAGAGAUUGAGAUCAAGAUCAACCACGAGGGGGAAGUGAACAGGGCACGCUACAUGCCUCAGAACCCCUGCAUCAUUGCCACCAAGACCCCGACCAGCGACGUGCUCGUCUUUGAUUACACAAAACACCCCUCUAAGCCUGACCCCUCCGGAGAAUGUACCCCAGACCUGCGUCUCAGAGGCCACCAGAAGGAGGGCUACGGUCUGUCCUGGAACCCAAACCUCAGCGGCUGCCUCCUGAGCGCGUCGGAUGACCACACCAUAUGUCUGUGGGACAUCAGCACAGUGCCCAAAGAAGGGAAGAUUGUGGAUGCCAAGACGAUCUUCACGGGCCACACCGCCGUGGUGGAGGACGUCUCCUGGCACCUGCUCCACGAGUCGCUCUUCGGAUCGGUGGCAGACGACCAGAAGCUUAUGAUCUGGGACACGCGGUCCAACAACACCUCCAAACCCAGCCAUGCCGUGGACGCCCACACCGCCGAGGUCAACUGUCUGUCCUUCAACCCCUACAGCGAGUUCAUUCUGGCCACUGGCUCUGCGGAUAAGACUGUGGCUCUCUGGGACCUGAGGAACCUGAAGCUGAAACUUCACUCAUUUGAGUCUCACAAGGACGAGAUCUUCCAGGUUCAGUGGUCUCCCCACAACGAAACCAUCCUGGCCUCCAGCGGCACCGACCGGCGGCUCAACGUGUGGGACCUCAGCAAGAUCGGGGAGGAGCAGUCGCCAGAGGAUGCUGAGGAUGGUCCUCCUGAGCUUCUGUUCAUCCACGGUGGACACACAGCCAAGAUCUCGGACUUCUCCUGGAACCCCAACGAGCCGUGGGUCAUCUGUUCUGUAUCGGAGGACAACAUCAUGCAAGUUUGGCAAAUGGCUGAAAACAUCUACAAUGACGAGGACCCAGAGGGUGCUGCAGAUUCAGAGGUCCAGGCAUGA